AUGCGUUUAAAGAUAUUACCACCACUACAAACAAUAAUUCAGAUCAGCUUUUUAAAAAUUAUGAAUCAAUGUUGCAAGAUGCAUUAUCAAUUGUACAAGAACAACAUGAAAUUAAGAAUGUUAAAUGGGCAAAAUCUAUUGAAAAAAAUUUUGAGGGUAUUAAUAAACUGGUAAUGGAUAUCAAGGUGUAUAAAAGAAAAAUAAAGAAUCCAAGAAUGUGGAAAGAUUAUAAUUGA
Cetraspora pellucida is the source of this 236-nucleotide messenger RNA. The record is from the annotation of a GenBank genome assembly. Lineage: Eukaryota; Fungi; Glomeromycota; Glomeromycetes; Diversisporales; Gigasporaceae.